UAAUGGCGGAUGCGCUUGCGUGAUGCCGGUAUCGUGUUUUUAUUGCAUUUAGUUUGGCGUCAUUUUGUGUGAAUUUGUGAAACAGUUAUUAUUGGCAUUUUUUAUCUAAAUACCACAGUUCGUCAUCAUGGUAGCCCAAAAGAAAGGUCGCGGAGCUAAAACUCAGGCAGCCAAACCCAAGCCCGCUGAAGAUGUCGUUGAAGAAGCAGAAGUUCCAGAACAAGCCGAAGAGAACAAUGGCGUAUCGGAUCAAGUUGAGCAUGGAGACGACGGAAUCGCUGCUGAAGGCGCUGAGAACGCUGAUGAGUCUACGGAGGGCGAUCAGAAUCAAGAAAAUCCUGAUGGCGAAACAAAAACUGAAGAGAAGCAGGAGGAAAAAGUAGAAACUGGUAAAUUGCUGGUCGAGAACCUCCCUUCGAGCUACCUCUUCGACUACCAGGAAAAGCUCAAGGAGUUGUUCUCAAAACACGGGGAAAUCAAUACAGUCAAACGUGGUCCAAUCAUUGUAACUGAACUGACCACAACUCCGACAUUAUCGGCUAUAGUCGAAUUCAAAAACAAAGACAGUCUGGAAAAGGCGCUGUCGGAGCACGGCGCCGUGGUGGAGGGGCACGCGCUCUCCGUGGCGGUGGAGUCACGCGCCGAGACCGCCGUGCUGGUGGGGGUGCCCUACGAGGCCAGCACGGACUACGUGCGUCUUCUGUUCGCGCACUGCGGCGAUGUGGCGCACAUCCACGAGUUCAGCAAGACCAAGUACAAGAUCUUGCGGGUGACAUUCCACGACAAGGAGUCCGUCGAGAAGGCGCUGAAGCUGGACCGCGAGCUCCGCAUCAACGGGUUCCUCGUCACCGUCUCCAAAUAUCGCGACGAAGACGAACAGAAAGCUCAUAAUGCAAGUAUUAACAAGAACAAGCGGCAGCACCCGCAGCAGCAGAACCGCAACGCUGCGAGCGCCGCCAACAACACCAGCAGCCCCGCCGGCCGCGCCAACAACUUCCGGUCCCGCGGGAGCUCCUUCAACGCGCAGGGGAACUUUAGAGGCACGCGCGGGCGCGGCGGCGGCGGCGGCUUCGGGCGCGGCGGCGGCUUCCCUCGCGGCGGGUUCGCCCCCGUGACGUCAUACAUGCCGCCGCAGGGCUUCCUCGCCAGACCCAGUUACCUGUAGUACAGCAUUGUUCACUGACAAGGGCGGCUUCAUCAACGACGGACAACGGCCGAACAAGCGGCUGAGGAAGUACUAACCGGAGAUUGCAACGUAGUUAUUAAGGAAGUUGUCGUGAUCGUUCCGUGUCCGUGUGUGUGAGUGUGCGCGUGUAAUCUCACUCUGUACAGUUUAAGUUCAACGUAAUGCUUAUAGGAUCCGGAUAAUCAUGACUCAUCUCGAGUCCACAGACUUGUUUUAUAUUAGGUCCGACCGACAAUAUAAUGUGGAGUAAAUAAUUAUUAGCAUACAGAAAUAUUUAUAUUAAUGGAAUCUAAUAAACUAUUGGCCACCUCCUCGGGCUUGCGUUUGUAGUGGAUGUUUGCACGUGCUCCCGCGGCGCAGUGCUGUUAACCGCAAAAGUUGAUCACCAACCAACUGGGUCUGACCUAAUAUAAUUCAGCUCUUAAUGUUAGUUCACUCUUCAACGUAGGCCAUACAAAUAUUUAUUUAGAAUAUUGAUGAACAUAGUUUUACAAUAAAAUAAAAUUAACCUAUAAAAUUAAAUAUUGCUAAUUUUUUCGGUAGUUGAUAUGAAUUUUAAAAUAUUGAGUAGUUUCUGUGAGUAUUCAAAUAUGACAAGAUUUCGAUUAUUCUAGAAACAGUUUGAUUUAGCCUAUUUUGCCUUUACUGGGUUGACUUCUGUGUUCACCAGUGUGCUGUGAGAGUGAACUCGUAUUAAAUAGCAUCAAAUUAUGAUACGUUAUGCACAUUUUAUUAAAUGAUCAAGGUUUUUCUAUUCUGUAAAAAAUAAUUUCGUUUUACGUAAAUUGUAUCGAGAAAGAUUAUAUAUGAGACAACAGCGACAAACGGCCUUCGCUUCGAGAUAAAAUAUAGAAUUUUUUUAUAAUUACUUUUAUUUCUUUUCACGUUUUGGUGGAAUGAUGUAUGUCGCUCUGACACCAGAGCACGCCGAUGAUUGUGUAGACAACACAACCAGAUAUGCAAAGUUCACUAAUACAUAAGAAUUCAUACUAAUGUUAUUAUUAUAGGAGAAAUAGCCGAAUCGGCUAUUUAUAAAAAUAUUGCAAUUUUGUAUAAGUAAGAAAAUAAGUUUCGAUGAUUUUGUGAAAUUCAAGAUCCUUUUGGGAAGUUGUAAACUAGUUUUACAUGAUUUUGAAGUUCAGUCAUUGAGAAACAAAAUCACUAUUUCAUUAAACCUGAAACAUAAUGAAUUAAUAUAAUCCAAAUGCAACGAUUUAAUAAAUUAAAAGAUUUUAAAACUUGAAAUAAACAGUAUUUGAGGGAGGCAGUAUUUGAGAUCGUUUUCUGUAGUUUGAAUAAAUAUUUUAAACACUUUUAUCUUGUAUUAAUUUUAUGGAGUUCUGAGAGUUCGGAGUUGCGAAUUAAACCUUUUAAAGUUACGGGGGGUUUGAGAAUUUUAGUACUUAAACUACAAGGCUUAAGCAACGUGAAUUCAUCGUAUUAAAUAUCUUUACCUUUUGAAGCAGGUUGCAUUAGUCACAGAGUAUCAAGAAAUUUUUAAUUGUAUUUAUUUUUCGUGGUAAACAUAAAAUUAUAUCUGUGGCGGAAAACAAUGUAUUUCAUUUACAUUGUUAAGAGUUUUUUUAACUCUGCUCUGAAUGCACCUACAUCUAAUUGAUUCACAGGUCGAAAAAAUACAAAUGGCAAAAUACAAUUAUGAAAUUUAAUGAAAUCUAAUGAAUUGUUUGUAAUGUUUGUUUGAUUUGAAUUUAAACCACGGGUGAAUUAUUUUAUGUAUCGAGUAUAAAUUGUGUGCUUAGACGUACGCUAAUGUAAGCGAGAAUGUUAACGAUGGAGCGUCGGCGCUAUCGAAUGAGGUAAAAUUGUUUUAUAUUGCACUUAAAUACAUAACAUUAAUUAACAUUAAAUACAAAACUAUUUUUGUUCAAGUAAUUAAUAGCAAGCAAUAUUUGGACAAGGCAUUUCAAUAACAAAAUUUCUAAACACGAGAAAUCAGAUUUAUUAGAACAAAAUUAGAGAAUAAAUCAUUACAUGUUUCACUUGUAAAGUGAAUUUUAGAGCGCUAGACUUGAAGAAAAUCUCACACAUGGUCAAGACUGUAAACUCGCUAAUAUUAUUAUUAGAUGACUGGAAAACUACAUUUAUUUGGCGAGCUUAACCAUAAAGAACUUCAGAGUCCAGUUUUCGUCAACCCGGCAUGUAAAAAGUAGGUAUAUGGCUACGUCGCUAUCACCAAGAAAAUAAUUUAUUUGACCGCGAUUUUAGUUAUUGUCAUGUCAGUAACCACCAGCAUUACUACAUACCUUCGUUUUCGCCAACACCGUUCAUACAUAUAUCUUACUAUGCUUUGAUACAACAUGUACAUUUUAAAACAAUUUUAUUCUUAUAUUUAAGUUCGAACUCAUAAUUAUAUAGAUAAAUAAAAUCAGUAUCUCGCUUACAUG
Molecule: messenger RNA, 3591 nt
Organism: Bombyx mandarina (wild silkworm)
Lineage: Eukaryota; Metazoa; Arthropoda; Insecta; Lepidoptera; Bombycidae
Biological process (GO): mRNA splicing, via spliceosome
Cellular component (GO): cytoplasm; nucleoplasm; ASAP complex
Molecular function (GO): RNA binding
Source: RefSeq, a predicted model, not a curated record